GGGCGGGGCCAGAAGGCGGAAGUGGCGGCGGAACGGCCACAUGAGGAGCGGCGGAACCAUGGCCCGGGCACCGGGACCGGGACAGAGAGCGGCACGGGGACCGCGACAGAAACUGGGAUCGGGACCGAAACAGGGCCGGGGACCGGGACCGAAACAGAGACAGAGACCGGGAUCGGGACCAGGACAGGGACAGAAAGUGGGACCGGGACAGAAAACGGGACCGGGACAGAAAAAGGGACCGAGAUCGGAACAUGGACCGACCGUCCCGCUGCGCAAAAGGAAAGAGAAGAAGGACAACAUGAAGCCCAAGCACCCGGACGAGCAGGAGAUCCCGUUCCGCCUGCGGGAGCUCAUGCGGAGCCGCGAGGCCCUGAAGCGCCCAGACCCCGGCAAGAGGCGGGCGGCAGAGGAGAAGCGGCAGCAGAAGUCCAAGGGCCCCAAGGCCCCGGGGGACGUCCCCGUGCCCAAGUUCCGGAGGGGCCAGGGGGAGUCGGAGCGUUCCUACAUCUGCCGCAUGGAGCAGGAGGUGCAGCGCGUCCUCUUCCUCGCGGAGAACCAGCUCCAGAGGGAGCCUGAGAAGGAGGCGACGGCUCCAGAGAAGUCCCAAAGGAAAAAAGAGUUUCAGAAAAGGAAGCUGGAAAAAGCUCGGAAGAAAAGGGAGGAGAAGAAGGAGGCCAUUCUGGAGAAGAGCCUGUUCCAAGACACGGUGCCAUUCGGAGAUGUGGUGACACAGCCACCCACCAUCACCUCACGGCCCAGGGGACGGGGUCCUGCCGAGCAGGCUGGACGGAAGCAGCUCCUCCUGACGCCUCGCCUGGGCCCGAGCCAGGCGUCCCCUGUGUCCCCAGUGUCCCCCGUGGUGUCCAUGGCCCGCCGGCGCAUCCUGGAGGAGGAGCGGGCGCGCGUCAUCCAGGCCUACAGGGACAUCCAGAGGCGCAAACAGCUGGAGCGGGACCGUGCCCGGGCCGGUCCGGGCUGAGCGCUCCGGGACUCGAGAGGGACAGUGCCCUGCUGCUCUUGGGUCACUGCUGAGCCCUGGCGCUUCCCACAGCGCCACGCUCGGCGCUGGAGCGGGGUCCCUGCGGUGCCACGGACCCUGCUCGGAGUAAAAAGUGCCAGUGGGA
This is a messenger RNA of Hirundo rustica (Barn swallow), 1124 nucleotides long. RefSeq names its product coiled-coil domain containing 137 (gene CCDC137). The transcript is spliced from 6 exons. The coding region runs from base 41 to 979 and encodes 312 amino acids. Lineage: Eukaryota; Metazoa; Chordata; Aves; Passeriformes; Hirundinidae. The record is from RefSeq and is a predicted model, not a curated record.